Gossypium raimondii (Peruvian cotton) is the source of this 726-nucleotide messenger RNA. RefSeq names its product protein trichome birefringence-like 38. Gene Ontology annotation, molecular function: O-acetyltransferase activity. The record is from RefSeq and is a predicted model, not a curated record. NCBI's taxonomy places the organism in Eukaryota, Viridiplantae, Streptophyta, Magnoliopsida, Malvales, Malvaceae. Bases 1 to 726 code for a protein of 241 amino acids. Gene Ontology annotation, cellular component: Golgi apparatus. The transcript has 4 exons.
AUGGGCCAACAUUUUUUAUCUGGUAUAAUCACACAAGACUUGCAUAAUCACACUGUUUCCACUGUUACUUUCAAGCAUUAUAAGGUAUCCGUGAUGCUAUUUCGUUCGUUGUACUUAGUAGACGUUGAUAAGGAAACAAUUGGCAGAGUUCUGAAAUUGAAUUCUGUAAGGAAUGGAAAUCUAUGGAAAGAAAUUGAUGUUUUGAUAUUCAACACUUGGCAUAGGUGGCACCGUAGAGGACUGAAGCAACAAUGGGAUUAUGUGCAAUUUGAUGGGAAGAUUCGUAAGGACAUUGAUCGCACGGUUGCUUUUCGUACAGCUUUGAGAACAUGGGCUAAAUGGGUUGAUUCAGAUGUGGAUACCAAUAGGACUAAAGUUAUAUUUCAAGGAAUUUCCCCUUCUCACUACAAUGGCAUAGAUUGGAAUGAGCCAGGAGUAAGGAAUUGUUCAAGGCAGACGACACCAUUCAAGGGAUCGAUUUAUCCAACUGGUUUGCCUCUGGCAGAGUACGUAGUUAAAGAGGUAAUAAGGAACAUCAAGAAACCUGUUCAUUUGCUUGAUAUUACAAUGCUCUCUCAAUUAAGAAAAGAUGCACAUCCUAGCACUUACAAUGACUUCAACGGCAUGGAUUGCACCCACUGGUCGUUGCCGGCCUCCCCGAUACAUGGAAUCUACUUCUGUAUGCAGCUCUCAUCAAAUAGCAGAGAAAUUUGGUUCAGGCACUAG